GCCAUCGCCGGGACGCCGCGCCGCUCCGCGCCAUGUCGUCGCACAAGACGUUCAAGAUCAAACGCUUCCUCGCCAAGAAGCAGAAGCAGAACCGGCCCAUCCCGCAGUGGAUUCGCAUGAAAACCGGCAAUAAGAUCAGGUACAACUCCAAAAGGAGACACUGGAGGAGGACCAAGCUGGGCUUGUAAAGAGAGACUGUCCCGGGAGCUCUAAGGAACAUUGGUCUUUGUGUGUCGGAUCGAUAACACCCUCAAGUCAUUCCUUCUGUGGUGCUGGAGUGCAGUCCCCAGUGUGGGGUUUUUAUAAGCUGGUCUGGGAUGUUGAUGUUAACUGGGAAAUUCUUUGUAUCUGAAACAUGGAGACUGUGUUCUAUAGUGUUCUUUCAGGCAUCACCGUGAGCAUUGGCACUGCACAGGCUUACUAAUAAAUAUGGACCUGAACUA
This is a messenger RNA of Taeniopygia guttata (zebra finch), 443 nucleotides long. It is a transcript of the gene RPL39, whose product is annotated as ribosomal protein L39. NCBI's taxonomy places the organism in Eukaryota, Metazoa, Chordata, Aves, Passeriformes, Estrildidae. Gene Ontology annotation, molecular function: structural constituent of ribosome. Gene Ontology annotation, cellular component: cytosolic large ribosomal subunit; ribosome. Gene Ontology annotation, biological process: translation. The record is from RefSeq and is marked provisional.